AUGGCACAGCCCACCCAGUCCCUUCACACUCCAUCACCUACAUCCUUCACUUCUACUGUGCCAUACCAUAAGGGUGGGAGCAUCUUAUCUGAAUCGGGUGCCAUGAAUAUUGAAAAAGCCUUGGGAGAAGGGAAGUUGCUGGACAUGGUCUCUGUGGUCAGGGAGACCCUGGAGACAGCAUCCAGUGUCCCAGUGAGCAUUGCAGUGACUGGGGACUCUGGCAAUGGCAUGUCCACAUUCAUCAAUGCAUUGCGGAAAAUUGGGCACAAUGAAGAGGACUCAGCUCCCACAGGGGUGGUGAGAACCACCCAGAUUCCCACUUGCUACUCUUUCUCUGACAUCCCCAAUGUGGAGCUGUGGGACCUGCCUGGCACAGGCGCUGCCACCCAAAACCUAGAGACAUAUCUGGAGGAAAUGCAGUUUAGCAAGUAUGACCUCUUCAUCAUCAUUGCAUCUGAACAGUUCAGCAUGAAUCUCGUGAAGCUUGUCAAAAGCAUCCAGGGACAAGGAAAGAGGUUUUACAUCGUCUGGACCAAGUUGGACAGAGACCUCAGUACAUGUGUCCUUUCAGAAGAACAACUCCUGCGGAAUAUCCGGGAGAAUAUCAGGGAAACUCUCCACAAGGAGGGAGUGUGUGAACCCAUCAUAUUCCUGGUCUCCAGCUUCAACCCCUUCUUGCAUGACUUCCCAGAGCUCAGGAAAAGCUUGCACAGAGACAUAUCUAACAUUGGGUACCGUGGUCACCUAGAGAACCUAACUCACACCUGUGAAAAGGUCAUUAAUGGCAAAGUGACCACUUUGCAGGGGCAAAUAGGCUCCAAGUCUUUCCAGGACAUCCUUGGCAUCCAGAAUGCAAAUGAUCUUGGGGAGUUUUUGAAUGCCUACCACAGGCUUUUUGGUGUGGAUGAUGACUCUCUCCAGGAGGUGGCCCAAAGUAUGGGAAAACCCAAGGAGGAGUACAAGGCCAUCAUGAAGUCUCAGGAUCUGCACACUGCCCUAGCCUGGGACUGGGCAUUAUCAUGGAUGAAUUGUAAUGCAGCCUCUUACUUAUAUUCAGUUCUGAGCUACAUCCCAAUCUUAGGUACCACUGGUAUCCACUACCUUAAAUGGUGGAGUCAGGGACACCUCCUUGAAAUAGUUGCUGAGGACACCAAGACCAUCCUGAAGAAAAUUCUGGAAGAUGCCAUCAUCUAA
Molecule: messenger RNA, 1194 nt
Organism: Canis lupus familiaris (dog)
Lineage: Eukaryota; Metazoa; Chordata; Mammalia; Carnivora; Canidae
Product: immunity-related GTPase family M protein-like
Exons: 1
Coding region: 1-1194 (397 amino acids)
Biological process (GO): cellular response to interferon-beta; defense response
Cellular component (GO): endoplasmic reticulum membrane
Molecular function (GO): GTP binding; GTPase activity
Source: RefSeq, marked provisional